UAUCCCUUCACCUGACGAGGAAUGUGAAGGGGUCGGUAUACUCGUACUUGUAGAGCCAUUUCAUCGUCGUAUCUCGAGAGGAGAGAGUAUUCCUUGGUAUCUCGAUUGUCGCAACUCGCAAGGCACCCUGGGAGAGGACCUCAAUGCAAAAAAUGUACGGCCAAUAUUCCCUGUCAAAUGGACAUAGGCUCAUACUCCGUAUAAGCUACCCCAACAUAAUUAUUACUCCGUAUUAUUACUGUUGAGAUAUCUAUUCGGAUUGUAAAAGGUGGCGGAUACUCCACAGUAAUGCAAUCGCCAGCUACUCUGUAUUGUCCUUUUUUUGUUUUGGCAUUGAGGAGAGAAAGAGGGAAUAAACGUACUGCACUUUGAAUCUUCUUCUUUCCUACUAAGUGCCGUACUGCCGCCAUCUCCACCACCGCUCACAGCCGGCAUUCCUUAUCAACCACUUGCGGAUCCAACUUCCCGCUGGUAGCGUCAUAUAAAUGGCUGUUAGGGGGGGAAGUCUCGAACUUUUCUGAGCACGCAAAAUGGGCUACAAAGGAGUCAGUUUGAGUUCGGAUCUAUGGCUGGCUCCACAACCUAGUAAACGGUGGGGGGAAUUGUUCUUCCUUCUCUAUACUCCCUUUUGGCUCACCCUCUGUCUUGGCAUUGUUGUUCCUUACAAGCUCUAUGAGAAUUUUACAGAAUGGGAGUACCUGCUUUUGGCACUUGUUUCAGCACUUCCUGCUUUCUUAAUACCAAUAGUUUUUGUUGGAAAGGCUGAUAAAAGACUUCAUUGGCAUGAACGGUACUGGGUAAAGGCCAAUCUCUGGAUAUUAAUAUUUUGCUAUGUUGGAAAUUACUUUUGGACUCAUUAUUUCUUCACAGUGUUGGGGGCUUCCUAUACAUUUCCUUCUUGGAAAAUGAAUGAUGUGCCCCACACAACAUUUCUUCUUGCACAUGUCUGUUUCCUGUUUUACCAUGUUGCGUCCAACAUAACUCUCCGUAGACUACAGGCAGCUAUUGCUAACUUGCCAGAAAACACUCAGUUGAUUCUGAAAGCCAGCUGGAUCCUAGCUUUUUCUUAUUUUAUAGCAUAUCUGGAGACCAUUGCCAUUUCCAAUUUCCCAUAUUAUGACUUUGUGGACCGGGCAUCCAUGUACAAAAUUGGUUCCUUGUUUUAUGCGAUCUACUUUAUUGUGAGCUUUCCAAUGUUUUUGAGGAUUGAUGAGAAACCUGGUGAUUUAUGGGACUUGCCAAGGGUAGCCAUUGAUGCUUUAGGAGCUUCAAUGCUUGUAACAAUUGUACUAGAUCUGUGGCGCCUAUUCCUAGGUCCCAUAGUUCCUAUUCCAGAAUCAAAGCAAUGCCUUCCAACAGGUCUUCCUUGGUUCCAUGGAAGUCAUUAGGAGUUUAAGAGCGAUCUACCUUGUCUUCUCUCCUGCUUCGGUUAUCUCCUCUCAGCUUGCCAAGGCCCAAGAGUAAUGCUCUGAAAGUGCAAAUUAAGUCGUGUUUGCAUAUUUUGGUUGCAAGUGUUUUUUUUUUUUUUUUAAUUAUUACCAUCAUGCUUAAGGCUGUGUUGUUGUGGUUGCAUUUUCUUCAUUUAACCAUUUGGUAUUCUAUUGGCUGGGUAUACAUCAGUGCAUACUAGCACUAUUAUCUUCAAAGUGAUCGAGUCCAAUGAUCUCCAAGACAGUAGUUCUAGUCAUAUUGAUAUUGUUUCGUGGUUACCUUGUAUAAUUAAUCAUAUGUCAAGUGUGUGUUUGACAUGUCAUUUUGUCUUGAUUGUAGAUGAAGUAUUACUCCGUAUAAUUUUUCAACCAUCGCCAUUGAGUAGGUGAAAUGGAAAAGAAGUAGAUGAAAAGAAAAUAGCUAUUCUUUUAAUUUUAUUUAAUUUUAU
Cuscuta epithymum is the source of this 1879-nucleotide messenger RNA. NCBI's taxonomy places the organism in Eukaryota, Viridiplantae, Streptophyta, Magnoliopsida, Solanales, Convolvulaceae. The record is from the annotation of a GenBank genome assembly.